Molecule: messenger RNA, 1521 nt
Organism: Paracoccidioides brasiliensis Pb18
Exons: 3
Coding region: 1-1521 (506 amino acids)
Source: RefSeq, a predicted model, not a curated record
AUGCCUGGGAAGGGUCAUAGAAGGGACGGUUCGAAGAAAUUAUCCCUCUCCUCCAAGGCCUCCGUUGUGGACCCAGCUCUUAUAUCUCGGGCCAAAUCUUCUGGAGAUUCGAAUGAGAGCUCUUCUACUGCUGUGCGACCCCGACCACGCUCCAAAACCCUCAGUGCCAAACCAUUGAUCGAUCUCACUGCCAAUGCCCCCCCAAUUCUGAAAAGAAGCGCAACUACAAGAGUGAGUGAACCAGGAGCUAGACAGCCGUUGCCGAACGUCUUUGAAUUCCUAGAUAAGGACGAUUCAGAGGAUCCCAGUGCGCAUUGGGCCCGGGCUAUGAGUGCGAGGCAGUCAUCUACCACCUCUUCACCAUCCAAAACUUCGAGACGGCAAUCUAUUGCAUCUUGUAGCUUCACCUCGGAGCCAGGAUUAUCGCUUAGGGACCACAGUCCUGAUCGGGCUUCAUCGUCUUCUUCCACUGAAUACCAGCCCGCAACACCCCCUGAUAUCUCUCUAGAUAACCCCAGCUGGAAACUUGCAGAUGAAUUCCAAACGCGCCGCCGCCUCCAGAUGGCUGGAGCGUACAUGACCGAUACAGAAACGAUGUUGGAAAGCCCUACAUCUCCUGGCCCUGGAUUUUUUGACCUCCCAACCCCUGAAUCAUACUACAUCCAACAAAAACACUCCUUUUCCCCGACACCUCCAAAUACCGCCAUCCAUCCUUCAUAUCAAUAUCGUCGGAGUUUCGAUAUGGGCAAAUUGAAUAUAAGUAAGAGCAAACAGCAAGGACGGGCUUCCGUGCAGUCAGAUUCCAAACGAAGCGAGUCACGAGAUGGCGACCACCCAUUACUGUAUCGAAAGUUUGAGUCAUUGAACCAUCGCUUGCUGCACCAUCUCCAGGAAGAAAUCGCGCAGAUGGAAGAGGACCUCUCCAUCCUUGACGAAGUCGAAGAGGUACGACGAGUCGCCGUCAAUGUUAGAAAUUCUGGAAGGCAGAAGCUGCUGUCAACCAAGCAUCAGGACCUUCAGUCUGAGGAAUUAUCAGCUCUUCACCAGAGGAAGCUUGAACUGGUUGAAAAACUAGUGCUGAAGACGGAGCAAUAUAACCGUGCUCUCUGCUCAUAUCGUGAGGUCUCUCGCAAACUACCCACUGCCACGACCGACGAGGUCGACGCCUACCGUACUUGGAUCCAUGAGAAUUCCUCGUCGUCCAAGUCUGAUCUGAGGUUCCUCGCCAAUGAUAAUGACCUCAUUCUACUCGGGGACCGUUCAGCGUCCGCCCGCUCCCCGAAUCCAAUAUAUUCUACAAUUGCCACAGCUUCAGCUGCCAUCCUGUUCCCACUUCUUGCCUUUGGUGUUAUUUCCGAGUUCUUUGGUCGCAUUGCCGUCGUAUCCAUUGUUGGAGGUGCGACGGCUUUGUUUGCAUCAAAUGGACCAGCUGGUCAUGAAUAUUUGAUCGAUCCACAUGAUGGGUGGAGAUGUGCCGCACUGUAUUUCGGCUUCAUGGCUGCAGCAGCCAUCAUUAUUUAA